GAAUAGCAGGUAUAUUAGUUAGCUUAAAUAUGUGAACUCUACAACAAUAUAGAUUAUAACCAUGGUAUACGUAUUUUGGUACAAUAAUUAAUUUCUCUAAGUUUAUAUUCUGUUUAAGAUCUAUGUGGGUUUAAUCUGCUGGAAAUGUCCUCCACUAAUCAAACUCAGUUGAACUCAACUUUUAAUCUGCAGCGUCAGGGAAUCCUAGGAGUGGUGUUUUUUUCCACUGUGACGACUUUGCCAUGCUGUGUGUUUCUUUUCAUCAAUGUGACAAUGCUGUAUACGUUGAGGAGUAAAGAGGUGUUUUGAGAGACCUCUCGUUAUAUUCUACUGUUUAACCUUCUGUUUUCAGACACCGUCCAGCUGGCACAUAGUCAAUCAAUGCUUUUACUGUCUACCUCUAGAGUAACGAUGCUGUAUUCUGUAUGUGUGGUUUUAGUUUCAUUUAACAGCCUCACACUCAGCGUUUCUGUUAUCACACUGGUGGUUAUGUGUCUAGAGAGAUACAUAGCUGUGUGCUUUCCAUUCAGACACAGUGUGUUAAUCACCACGAAAAACACAGGAGUGGUUAUUUGUAUCAUCUGGUGUUUCAGUUCACUAAAAGACAUUAUGCAGAUGAUUCUAGCUUUAAGAAUGUUUUUACACAAUGUAGGCCCAGUCCAGAUGCAAGAUUUCUGUGGUAAAGACAAUGUGUUUGUUGAUCCAGCUUCUCUUAUUUUUAACAGAGCUUUCACCUAUUUUCUGUUUGUAUUAGGUGGUAUAACCGUUAUUUUCUCCUAUAUUGGUAUCAUUGUAGCAGCUCGCUCGGCCUCCACAGACAAAGCUUCAGCCAACAAGGCGCGAAGGACUCUGCUGCUGCAUCUGCUGCAGCUGGGCCUCACGCUGUCCUCCACGAUACACAACUCAUUGCUCAUAGUUAUCUCAAAUAAUCUAGACAGGGUGCAAUCUGUGAACAUGCAGACUGUCCUUUAUGUUUUUAGUAUUGUCCUUCCUAAAUGCCUGAGCUCCCUUAUAUACGGCCUCAGAGACCAGACAAUUAGACCUGUUCUUAUGUUGAAUCUCACCUGUCAGUGGAGAGGCUCAGCUUUCAUUUCCAACGUCCAAGCUAAACAUAAAAUCAGAAUACAUGUAAACUGACGGAUGCGAUUUCCUUCUGAAGGUUUAUUUUUUUACUUGUACAUUUUAAUCACCACAAUUUUAAAGAGAAAACCCUGGUUAAAUUAUUUAUUUUAUGACUACUACUGCAAUGUAAUGGCUACAAAAUAAAUACAAUUUGUUAUGUCCAGACAGGAAUUUGAAUUAUGGUGUUUUGUACAGAGCUAAAACUGGCAUAAGGAUAAUUUUCUAUCAGGUUGUCAUUCUACUGUCGGAUUGAUUCAUCUCAAUCUGAGAGUAAAAUAAAUGUAUACAAUAACCAAGUCAAAAUUCUAGAAAGAAAUGUCAGGGAAAACUGCAGUGUAUUAAAAACAUUAAUAUGAGGUGAAAGUAAAAACCUGU
Xiphophorus hellerii (green swordtail) is the source of this 1497-nucleotide messenger RNA. RefSeq names its product odorant receptor 131-2-like. Lineage: Eukaryota; Metazoa; Chordata; Actinopteri; Cyprinodontiformes; Poeciliidae. Gene Ontology annotation, molecular function: odorant binding; G protein-coupled receptor activity; olfactory receptor activity. The transcript has a single exon. The record is from RefSeq and is a predicted model, not a curated record. Gene Ontology annotation, biological process: detection of chemical stimulus involved in sensory perception of smell; G protein-coupled receptor signaling pathway. Bases 382 to 1137 code for a protein of 251 amino acids. Gene Ontology annotation, cellular component: membrane.